Molecule: messenger RNA, 2556 nt
Organism: Limulus polyphemus (Atlantic horseshoe crab)
Lineage: Eukaryota; Metazoa; Arthropoda; Merostomata; Xiphosura; Limulidae
Gene: mRRF1
Product: ribosome-recycling factor, mitochondrial-like
Exons: 7
Coding region: 348-1220 (290 amino acids)
Biological process (GO): translation
Cellular component (GO): mitochondrion
Molecular function (GO): ribosomal large subunit binding
Source: RefSeq, a predicted model, not a curated record
AAAACAAAAAAACGCAACCCUAUUUUCAUAUGACUGUGAUAACCUGUUCUAGAAAUUUUGUAGGUUCGCAAUUUACCCACUUUGUUUUAAGGGUUUACACUUUCUGCACGACGAUGAUCUGCUGUGUGUAGCGUCUCUACAGGGUACGAUUCAAGGCCAAGCUUUUUCACUAUCGUAUAAACUAUAAUUUGUAAAUUAUCAUUAGCUGUUUAACGUUGUUAUCACUUAGCGUCCUUCCAGAAAAACAAACCAAACAAUAUUUAAGUAAUAAUUUCAUUCAUACAUUCUGCUUAGUAGAAAAUUGUUGAUACACCUGAGAUUUCAAAUUAAAGAACUCAUAACUUAGCAUGGUGCAGCCAAUGCAGAUAUUACGAACAAGUAAAAUUUUGUGGAGAGAAACUGUGAGAUGGACAUGUAAACAAAGAUUAGCAUCAUGGAAUCCCCAUAACACUUCAGCUUAUUGUGUUCAGCUUAACAAAGAAAUGUGUACAGCUUUGAUAAACGUUCCCAGUUUUUCUUCAUUUACGAACAACAACUUGCUCAAUAUAUCUUUUUCAAUGUAUCUUCUUCAUUCAAGAUCAUAUGCAAAAAAGAAAACUAAGGAUCCAACAGGUAAAUCCAAAGGUCCACAACCAAAGGCUAUACUCAAAGAUGAGGAACUUAUGGAAGUAAUACAAGUGGAUGUCAUGAAACAUCAAAUGCAGCAGGUUGUUGAAAAACUUCAUGAUGAUUACAUACAACAUGUGACAGUUCGUUCAACGGCUGGAAGUAUUGAGAAUGUGCAAGUAAAUAUUGAAGGGAGCAUUUAUCCUCUAAACCAAGUAGCCCAAAUAGCUCGAAAAAAUCCCCAGUUAGUUGUUAUCAACAUGAGUAGUUUUCCUGAGGCAAUUAAAUCGGUUUUGCAAGGUAUUGUAGACUCUGGUAUGAACCUAAACCCACAGCAGGAAGGAACAAUGAUUUAUCUGCCAAUCCCCAAGGUAACACGGGAGCAUCGAGAGAAAUUAGCCAAAAAUGCCAAGGCAUUGUUAAACAAAGCAAAAGAAGAUAUGCGAAUCAUUCAGAAUAAAUACAUUUCACUGGCCAAAAAGCACAAAAGCGAAUUUUCUGAAGAUCUUAUUUAUGAUGUUCAGGAACAAGUUAAACUUAUAGCAAAUGAAUAUGUUGCAGAGGGGGAGAAAAUGAUGAAUGCCAAACAGAAAGAACUUCUUGGAGACCAAUAGUUAAAAAGUAUACAAUGAAAUAUUAGUUGUUAAUGAUGCACAUCAUAACUUGGAAUGUCAUACUUACUUCUGUAAAAUGUCCUAAAAAGAAGAAAUGGUAUUAAUCAUAUAUAAUAAACAAAUAUGUUUUCAUUUCUAGUGUAAUUGUAUCUUAAAUACAAUUAAAACACAAUAAACAAUGCAAUCAUUGAUAUAGUGACUCUUGAAGUUGGCUACAUUUUGGAAAGUUAAAUUACUACUUAGUUGUUUCAUUUAAAGGCACAUUUGUAUAUAUUGACUCAGUGUUAAAAUGAGCACUAUAGACUGUUUCAUGAAACACUAAUUUAGAAAGAUCUUUGGGAAACUUAAAUCUAGAAAUUUAUAAUUGUAUGUGUGUUUUGUAUAUUUAUUUAUUUAGUGUGUCAAUAGAGUUAUGGUUGUAGUUUACUAUUUAAAAAUAUGUGUAGUAACUUAGAUAUCUGGAGUUAAAAGAGCACUGUAGACUGUUUCAUGAAACACUAAUUCAGAAUGAUCUUUGGGAAACUUAAAUCUAGAAAUUUAUAAUUGUAUGUGUGUUUUGUAUAUUUAUUUAUUUAGUGUGUUAAUAGAGUUAUGGUUGUAGUUUACUAUUUAAAAAUAUGUGUAGUAACUUAGAUAUCUGGAGUAAUUGUACACAUUGUAAAUUUUUUAAAUGAAUUUAUACAAUAUAAUUUGGUUCCUAAUUUGUUUAAACUUUAAAUUAAGAUCGAGUAAAUUAUAUAGAUCUUUGUAAAACAAGUUUUUAUGAUUAGAAUUAAAAUAUAUACUUAAAAUACAAAAAUGUUUCACAACAAAAAAUGAGUUAAUGUGGUGGAAAAUUUGAAAGAAGUUGUAUCAAGAUUGGAUUUUAUACAUCUGUGUCAUGUUACUGAAUUAAAAAAAAAUCUUACUGAACUGAGAUUAAAACAAAGUUUUGCAGAUCAAAAUAUGAAAAGUUUAGUGUUCCUACUUUUUUAGAAGGUUGUGUACCUGUUAUUUAUGAUCUCCUGAAUUAACAGGUGAUGGAAGCUGUAGAAAGAGUACCAUUUCAAGGUUUAAGAUUUUUAGCCACUUCUAGGAAGUUAGAUUAUGUGGAAUAUUUUGUGAACUUUGAACAGUUAUUACAAAAGUUAAAAAUCAUAUCCAUUUAAAACAAAAGAAUUGUUAUUUUUGAUAGUAUAGUUAGGCUUAGUGUUUUCAUGCUUUCAUAGUUUGACUCUUAGAAGUUGCAAUAAAAGAUUAUUUCAUUCAAUAAUUUAUUAACUCUUAAACCAGAUAAGGGGGAAGGAUAUAACAAUUUUUAAUAAGAAUGAUUACAUAGAAAAAACUUUAGCUAUUU